AUGAAUACCGUGUUUCCAGAGAAGCAUGUCUGUGAGUUCGUUCCCAUGAGAGAUGGGAUUAGACUCCUGAAGAUCUGCUUCAAACUAAGGGGCACGGAGAGCACUGAGGAUUUUAAGACUUUAUCCCUUUACAAGAAAGUGGAAAUCAUUUUCAGUGUUUUGCAUGAUGAUUUUCACCUCACCAAAAGACAAAGUUCCCUCAUCUUACAGAAGAUCAGUGAAGGGAUUGACCUGGAGCUUCAGCUUGCUAAGGUGGCGCUUUUGCUUUGUUACUGCACUUUUAAAAAGGGCAUUCUGCUCCCAAUGGAUUCAAAUGUAGAGUCGGAAGUUACAUCCAUGUUUCGUUUUGUAAAAGAUGAUGCUGAUGAUCUGUCUUUAGACGAAGGUCUAGAUCAGUUUCUAGCCCAAGACUCUUUUAUGAACUCUGUGAACUCUAGCAGUGGAAGCAGCGGCAGCUCGCUGUUAUACACAGAUGACGAGUCUCCGAUCGUCGGCCGAUCCCAACGGCCUCCCAGAGUUCAGUUUCAAGAGCUUUGUACAGUGGCUUCCAGCUCGGACUGUCUUCUCCACAGAGUGCAUGAGGUUCUAAAGCAAUGCCAAGACUUAAAAACAGACAACUCCCAAAAAGAGAGAAAGAUUGAUGAAUUGACAGAGGAGAAUGGAACACUUACUGCACAGGUGCGAAAUGCCUUCGCUCAGCUGGCAAGAGCUGAGGAGGAGGUUGCCAAACUCACACUGGCUCACGAAUCGGCACAGACUGAGUGGAAGAGCAGAAAAGAGUUUCUGGAAAAUGAGCUAAAUGAGGCCGUCACACAUAAGGAGAGUCUGAGUGAGCAAGUUCAGAUACUUCAGGGAAAGAUCUCCGUUCUGGAGGAUGAACUACAGAAAGCUCAAUCUCAAGAGAAAGGAGAGGUUUUGGGGCCCAUCAUAGAGUGGGAGAAGCUUAAACAGGAGUUGGCAGAUCUGACUCGUAAACUCGCUCAGCUUCAGGAUACUAUUUCCCGUCUUGAGAAGGAGAAGGCAGAAGUUGAGGCUUUGUUGGCUGAGGAGAGAGGCUCUUUUGAAAAGGAAACCAAAAGACUCCAAAUGGUGGUGUUCGAUCUAGAGCUGUCCAUCAAUAGCAUCCGUUUGGAGAGAGAAACACUGCAGGAGGCUUUAUGGACACAGAAGGAAAUGCUCACCACACAAAUAUCAGCUCUGGAAAGUGACGUUUCUCGCCUGCAACAGGUGGAAGUGCAGUUGACAGCAGAGAUCAAAAUCUCUGCAGACCUUCGCCAACAGAGAGAGGAGCUGGAGGGGAAGGUAGCCUCUUUAGAUAAGAAGGUUUACGCUUUGCAUGCUGAGAUCCAGGGUUUGGAAGUGGAAAGAACAUCACAGCAGGAUGCUCUGAAUGCCCUUAUUGUUGACUUGCAAAGUGCCAGAGCCACAGUUCAGGAUUAUGAGAAGAAGCUGGAAGAGCAUCAGAAAGUGGUGCAAGAAAAUGAAUCCCUGAAAAAGAAGGCAUGCACAUUGCAGCAAGGUCUUGAUGAGCAUCUGCAGUCCACUGGAGACCUUCAGGAGCAAAUAAAUAUUCUCAGACAGGAGAAAACAGAGGAGGAGAAAAAGGUUAGUCAGGCUUUGACAGAAAUCAAGAGUCUCCAAACACAAAUUCUGGAUCUGUCCCAACAGAUUUCCCUAAAAGAUGAAGAAAUCAGAAAUCUGAGGAGCGAGUAUGACAAUGUAGGCCAUGAGCUGAAGCUUGUAAAGGAACACAAUAUUGAAAUAAAUGAAAUGAUCAAAUCAAAUCACAAAGAGCAUGAAGACACUGUUAAGAAACUUCAGCAAGAGCUCAACUCUGCUUCUUCAAUUGCUUCAGAAAAACAAGAAGAGAUACUGGUUCUGUCAGUGGAGGUAACAUCUCUUAAAGAGCAGAUCUGCCGUUACAAUGAAAAUGAAGUGCAGAAACAGCAAGAAUUGUCUGUUUUAGAGGCACAACACAAUGUGUUGAAGGAAAACAUGACUUCUAUUAAGAACCAGUUGGAUGAGGUGACCGCUACAGCUUCACAGAAGGAAUCUGAGCUCCACUUGCUUCAACAGGAGCUUUGUCAUCAAGAAACCCUGAGAGAAAAAGCUCAAGAGCUUGAGAAAGCCAGUCGUGAGGAGCUUGAGAGGACUGUGAGUGAGCUUCAGGCCACAAUCCUGGAGGUAACCUCUCUUGUCUCAGAGAGAGAAGCUUGUCUGAGUUCUCUUCAAGAUGAGAUGACGGAUCAACAAUUGAGGGCCAAGCAGUGUGAAGAUGAUCUACGUAAUGAGCUGAAAGAGAAGAUUGGAAAUCUACAGGAACUACUAAAUACUGCCAAUCACGAUGCUGCGGACAAAGACCAUCUUCUGCAGUCUUUAAAUCAGAAGCUGAAGCAGGUGGAAUUGCUGUGCCAACAAAAAGAGAAAGAUGUUACUGAGAUGCACCAAGCAAAGGAAGACCUGGAAAGGAGGAUUAUUGAGCAGAAACAACAACUGGAUGAGUGCCAGCAGAAUUUAGAAAUGCUGAGAAAAGAAAGAGACCAUCUGUCCACUCAGGUAUCAUCUCUCCAAGAAGAAAUCUGCUGUUCCCAACAAGAAAUGUCUGUGUUACAGGCUGAUUACAAUGUUUUGAAGGAAAACUUGUCUGCUCUUCAGAACCAGUUGGUGGAGGUGACGAAUACAGCUCCCCAAAAGGAAUCUCAACUCCUCUUGCUUCAACAGGAGCUUUCCCAUCAAGCGACCCUAAGAGAAAAAGCUCUGGAGCUUGAGGCAGUCAAGCGUGAAGAGUUUGAGAAAAAGGUGAAUGAGCUUCAGGCCAAUAUUGUAGAGGUCUCCACUAUUGCCUCUCAGAGAGAGGCUCAAGUAAUUUCCCUUCAAAAUGAGGUGAAGGAUCAACAAUCGCGUGCCAAACAGUCUGAAGAUGAUCUUCGCAAAGAAUUGGAGCAGAAGGUUGGCACACUACAAGGAGAACUGGAUACAGUCAAUCGUUGUGCUGUGGAUAAAGACAAACUGCUGGGCUCUUUGGAUCAAAAGCUCAAAGAGAUGGAAGGGCUUUUCCUUCAAAAAGAGAAAGAUGUCAUUGAAACGCAUCAAGCAAAGGAGGAACUAGAGAAGAGGAUUGUUGUGCUACAUGUAGAGACACAACAGCUUUCUGAGGGCCAGAAGAAUUUGGAAAUAUUAAGGAAGGAAAGAGACCACAUGUCAACUGAAUUAACUUCUCUUAAAGAGGAAAUUCGUGGCUACCAGGACACUGAAGUGCAGACGCAACAGGUGAUGUCCGUUUUAGAGGUUGAACGCAACAUGUUAAAAGAGAACAUGGCUGUCCUUGAGAAGAAGUUGGUGGAGGAAACAACUGCAGCUUCACAGAAACAUUCUGAACUUCUCUUGAUUCAAGACAAGCUUCACCAGCAAGAGAGUCUUAAAGAAAAGACACGGGAGCUUGAGACUGCCAAGUGUGAGGAACUUGAGAUAACGGUUAAUGAACUUCAAGCUAAAAUCCUAGUGGUCUCUACACUAGCUUCUGAGAGGGAGGCUUGUGUUAAUUCUCUUCAAGAUCAGUUGACAGAUCAGUUGAAGGCUAAACAGUCUGAAGAUGAUCUCUGCAAAGUGCUAGAAGAGAAGGUUGAAUCCCUUCAGGGUCAACUGGAAACUGCCAGUCAAGACGUCUCAGACAAAGACCAACUUCUGCAGACUUUAGAACAGAAGCUGAAGAAAAUGGAUCUGCUGUGCCAGCAAAAGGAGAAAGAUGUCCAUCAGGUAAAGGAGGACUUGGAGAAGAAGAUUGACAAGCUUGUUGUUGAGAAACAACAGCUGGUAGAGUGCCAGCAGAAUUUGGAAACAGUGAGAAAGGAAAGAGACAGCCUGUCAACUGAAGUAACCUCACUCAAAGAUGAAAUCCGACAUUACCAGGAAAAAGAAGUGCAGAAGCAACAGGAGAUUUCUGUUUUAGAGGUUGAACGCAACACAAUAAAGGAGAACCUGUUUACUUUCAAGACACAAGUGAUGGAGUUGACAACUACAGCUCUUCAGAAGGAAUCUGAGCUUCUGUUGCUUCAAAAGGAGGUUGGCCAACAAGAGAACUUUAAAGAAAAGGCUCAGGAGCUUGAGAAAGAUAUAAGAGAACUUCAAGCUAAAAUACUACAGGCCUCCACUCUUGCCUCUGAGAGGGAAGGUCAAAUAAGUUCUCUUAAAGAUGAAAUAAAUGAUCAGCAGUUAAGGGCCAAACAGUCUGAAGAUUAUCUCUGUAGAGUGCUUGAAGAAAAGAUUACAACCCUACAAGGACAACUAGAAACUACCAGUUGUGACGUCUCAGACAAAGAUCAUCUUUUGCAAUCCUUGGAUCAGAAGCUGAAACAGGUGGAACUGUUGUGCCAACAAAAGGAGAAAGAUGUCCUUGAGAUCCAACACUCAAAGGAAGAUCUGGAGAAGAAGAUUGGUGAGCUUCUUGUUGAGAAACAACAGCUGGUGGAGUACCAGCAGAAUUUGGAAAUGGUGAGAAAGGAAAGAGAAACCCUCUCAACUGAAGUCCUUGAGAUGCAAAACUCAAAGGAAGACCAGGAGAAGAGGAUUGGUGAGCUUCUUGUUGAGAAACAACAAAAACUUGAGGAGUACCAGCAGAAUUUGGAAAUUGUGAGAAAGGAAAGAGACAACCUAUCAACACAAGUAACCUCUCUCAGAGAUGAAAUCCGAAGUUACCAAGAAAUUGAAGUGCAGAAGCAACAGGAGUUUUCUGUUUUAGAGGUUGAACGCAACACAUUGAAGGACAACCUAGUUGGUCUUAAGAUGCAAGUGGCAGAGUUGACAACUGCAGCUUCUCAGAAGGAAUCUGAAGUUCAGUUGCUUUCAGUUGUUUGUGAGCAAGAGAACCUUAAAGAAAAGGCUCGGGAGCUUGAGAAGGAUGUAAGUGCACUUCAAGCUAAAAUACUACAGGCGUCCACUCUUGCCUCUGAGAGGGAAGCUCAAAUAAGUUGUCUUAAAGAUGAAAUAAAUGAUCAGCAGUUAAGGGCCAAACAGUCUGAAGAUGAUCUCUGCAGAGUGCUGGAAGAGAAGGUUGUAAUCCUACAGAGACGACUAGAAACUACCAAUCAUGACGUCUCAGACAAAGAACAACUUCUUCAGACUUUGGAUCAGAAGCUGAGGAAGAUGGAACUGAUGUGUCAAAAAAAGGAGAAAGAUGUAAUUGAGAUCCAACACUCAAAGGAAGAUCUGGAGAAGAAGAUUGUUGAGCUUAAUGCCGACAAACGUCAACUUGAUGGGUUCCAGCAGAAUAUGGAGAUGCUGAGGCAAGAAAAGGACUGCCUGAGUUCUCUCAACCAGUCUCUCCAGAGGGAGUGUGACGCCUCCCAGAAGAUUCGAGCUGAGCUGGAGUUGAAGGUGGAGGAGCAAAAUGGUUCCAUUCUUGCUCGUAAAAAGGCUUCCCAAAAGUGUGAGGAACAGAAUCAGGAACUCCUGGAGCAGCUGAAGACAAAGUCGGAAGCAGUAGAGCACUACAAAGCACAGGUGGAGAAGGCCAAGAAUCACUACAACGGUAAAAAGCAGCUGCUGGUGGAGGCUCAGGAGCUGAACAAAACUCUUGAGCACUCGUUGGAGGCCAGCAAGAGGGAAGUCAAAGAUCUGGAGACGGAACUGACACUGAUUCGUAUGGAACUAGACCAGGCGAGCACCAAGGAGAAGGACCUUGCGGCCAAAGUGAAAAGCUUGGAAGCACAAGUGGACUUUGCUGACAGGCAACUGCGAGAGCAGAAGAAGAUGACCAAUGACAAAGAGAACAUGAGACACAGAGAAAGUCUGUAUACCAGAGUCCAGGAGAAACAGCAGGACACCAGUACAGACAGCUUGGAGUUUGAGCUGAAUGAUUCGCUCAACGCUAACAGUCGUUCGGCAAUACCGGGUGAAUCCAGCACUCCACUGGUACGUAGUUCUGAGCGUUUGGCCGCUAAACGUCGUGCCUUGGGGGCUGAAUCCCUGGAGACUCUCUACUUCACGCCAAUGAGUCAUCAAGGCAUCAAGCGUAAAGGGGACUACAACGAUGCUUUUGAGCACAAACUACAGUCCAGCAUCACUUCCAUUGGCGAUCUUGUGGUUGACUCUGCAAAGAAGCUCACCGCUUCGGCUCGCAGGCGUCGUACUAUGCAGGUUAUCAACCUCACCAUGGUUAAGAAAGCAUCAGGAAGUGCUGAAGGCGAUGAGUCAUUUUCUAGUCUGCACUCUGCCCGAUCUCAGCCCAACUUGGCAGUUCAACAUUCACGGCCAUUCUCCAUGGACCUCUCAGAGGAAAGUGCUACAGCAAUUUUAUCAAAAGCAGACACCCUUCAGCGUCUGCCUGGAUAUCGCAGAAGCACUGUGCACAACGUUGUCCCACCAAGAGCCACUAGUACGUUCUGUAUUGGAGCAGAGAAUGAACCUGAACAUGCUGCAGAUGACUGGAUGCGCAUCGCAGAACUACAGACGCGAAACAAAGCUUGUCUGCCUCACUUGAAGAGCAGCUACCCUCUAGAGUCCAGGCCCAGUCUGGGACCCUCAUUCACUGUAACGGAUGAGGACCUGCGAAUGGGUGACCCAGAUGAGACGAUCCGACGUGCAUCCAUGAUGCCAUGUGAGAUCCAGGAGUCCCUGAACACUCGCCGCUUCUCCCUUGCGCCAAGUUCGAGCCAGAGCUCUGCCGCCUCCCAGCCCCAGCGCGCCACCAUGUUGCCGGGUCAGAUCCGGUCCAGCACUGCUGCUCACCGGGCCGCUCAGCACACAAAAACAAGUUCAAACCUACGUGCUUCAGAAAAUAAACGCAGCCCGCUGGCUCCCAAACGCCCCGGCUCUCAACUGCAAGGCCCAGACACACCUGAGACGAAGAAGCUGGCAAGUUGCUUCCCGCGACCAAUGACACCUAAAGUCAGGUUCGGCAACAGUCAAAACAGACCUCCAAACUCACCGGCCGAGCGAAGGCAGUCUGUGAUGUUCAGUGUUGUAAAUACUCCAAAGAACAGCGGUCGUGGUGACAGCAGGCUGCAGCGCGGCCUCAACAAGCUGCGUAACAGCGCCCGCAAAUCUCCCGCCAUGGCCAGUCGUGCCCUGCGUUCGGUGGUGGCCGGAAAGUCUCCUCUGGACUCCACUCUGAGAAAGUCUCCCCGAAACAAAUCCCCCAAAUCCUCCAAUGCCAAAAAGGUGAAGAUCAGGAUUAAGGUGUAAAUUUGAGGAUUUUUAACUCCAAAACCUUCUUUUUAACUUUUUGUUUUUCUUUUCUCUCUUCAAAUAAGUUAUUUUAUUAUUAUGGGAUGCAGUGGUCUUAAUUACUGUCCUGUUUAUGUAACUGGCUGUAUAAUAUUUAAGUGUAUUCCUUGUUCUGUAAUAAAGUCUUUUAUAUCAAAUCUUUGACAGGCUUUUCUGCUGUUGCUAAAUAGAAGCAGUUUAUGUAUGAAUGCAGAUACGUUUCUAUUGAAAGUUAAUAUACACUAAGAGUGUUUGCAGAAACCGUGGUUUUCA
Molecule: messenger RNA, 7476 nt
Organism: Sinocyclocheilus grahami
Lineage: Eukaryota; Metazoa; Chordata; Actinopteri; Cypriniformes; Cyprinidae
Product: nuclear mitotic apparatus protein 1-like
Exons: 19
Coding region: 1-7182 (2393 amino acids)
Biological process (GO): establishment of mitotic spindle orientation
Cellular component (GO): spindle pole; spindle microtubule; centrosome
Molecular function (GO): microtubule binding
Source: RefSeq, a predicted model, not a curated record